Aspergillus brunneoviolaceus CBS 621.78 is the source of this 1621-nucleotide messenger RNA. It is a transcript of the gene med8, whose product is annotated as RNA polymerase II mediator complex subunit MED8. Lineage: Eukaryota; Fungi; Ascomycota; Eurotiomycetes; Eurotiales; Aspergillaceae. Gene Ontology annotation, cellular component: mediator complex; core mediator complex. Gene Ontology annotation, biological process: regulation of transcription by RNA polymerase II. Gene Ontology annotation, molecular function: transcription coregulator activity; RNA polymerase II cis-regulatory region sequence-specific DNA binding. The record is from RefSeq and is a predicted model, not a curated record. Bases 345 to 1130 code for a protein of 261 amino acids. The transcript has 3 exons.
GGAUUCUGGAGGAUAGAGUUCUUUGUUUACUAUGGGUGGUUGUGGUAGACUAGACUGGUAAGUUAGUAUGGAGAGGAGAUGGAAAGCGACAAGCGGAUCGACCCUCAAUUGCUUGCGGGGAGGGCGAUGGUCGCCUCAGGCAUAAACACCUUCAACAUCUCCGCUGCCCUGUCGAACUCCGCCAACCACCGCCUUCAUUGCGCCCGCAUCUUGAUAUAGCAAGCAAUACCUCACCAUCACCACCACCACCUCCACCUCAUCUGCCCUCUCUUCUUGGACUGGGAUAGACCUUUCCUCUUCACCCUCCACCAUCAUCCCGCCAAAGAAUCCGAGCAGACACCAAAAUGUCCUCCCUCACUCCGGAUCAGAUCAAGACCCUCGAGCAAUCGCGUCAACGCCUCGUGCAACUGACGCAUUCCCUGGCCUCGUUGAUCACCAGUUUGAACCAGAGUGAUCCCCUGCCGUCAUGGACCUCCCUCCAAUCCCAGGCCACAAUCAUCAGCAACAACCUCCUCACCAUCUCCGACCACCUCUCGGACAACCGCGACCUCCUCGCCACCCUCGUCGCCUACCCAAGCCCCUCCUACCCCUCGCGCAACCCGGCCAACACCGUCGCCCUCGAGCAGCUGCUGCGCACCAAGCUCGAUCCCCGGGUCGAGGACUGGGUCGCGCGCGGCCGGAAGGCCGCUGGGGCUGCCGGGAAUGGUAAUGGGCUGGACGAUCUGGGCGCGCUCGCCGAGCUGUGGGAUUGGGCGCCGGUGGAGGCGAACCAGGAGGCGCGGCGGAGGAAUUGGGGUGGCAAUUUUACGCUGGAGGAGCGGGAACAAGGGGUCGGGAAUGUGGUGACGGGGUUGAGGCGGGUGUUGGAGGAUGAUGACGAUGACAGUGAAAGUGAGGAGGGGGAGAGUGGGGAGGAGGAAGGGGAGGGGGAGCCGGAUGAGAUGGAGAUUGUUGGGGUGAGGAGGAAGUCUGGCGUGGGGCAGGGGUUGGAGUUUGAUAUUGCCCCGGUUUCUGCUACUGCUGCUUCUGGCCCGGGGCAUGCGGGGCAGCAGAAGGUUGUGGCGCCGGUUGUGCCGUUGGAUGAGAUUUUGCGGUUUAUGACCGUUGGGAUUAUGCCGAGUCAGAGGUGAUGAUGCUCGUUACAAUGGUUACAAGCGUUACAAGGAGCGGGGGAGAAGCGGACUAAGAAUUAUCUGGGUUAAAGAAGCUAAGAAAAAGGAUGUGAGGCCACUCAACCACGUCGCCGGGUGGUAGGAGUCUUGCCGGAUGGCUUGGGCGAGGAAAUGCCCGAGCUGGUGGCGGUAGGCUUCGGGGUCGCGACGCCCGCGGCGCUGGCGCUGGCAAUAGGCUUGCCCUUGGUCUGCUUCUUGACCUGCGACUUGGCCGGGCUGUUCCAGUAGUACAGCAUCUGAGCCGCGAGGAUCAAGUUCAGCGAGAAUCCGGCAAUAAAUCCGUACAGGAUCAGCUUGUCGUCCACCUCCUGCAGAGUCGUGAAAAUGCGCGACAGAGAACCGGCGAGAUAGUUGAAGACCUGGAAUCAAGACAAUUAGCUAUAGUGCGCAUGGCGAGACACCAAAUCAGAACGAACUUACGGCAAAUGCACUCAGCUGGCCAGUGCCAC